Molecule: messenger RNA, 1184 nt
Organism: Elgaria multicarinata webbii
Lineage: Eukaryota; Metazoa; Chordata; Lepidosauria; Squamata; Anguidae
Gene: POLR2E
Product: RNA polymerase II, I and III subunit E
Exons: 8
Coding region: 30-662 (210 amino acids)
Biological process (GO): DNA-templated transcription
Cellular component (GO): RNA polymerase I complex; RNA polymerase II, core complex; RNA polymerase III complex
Molecular function (GO): DNA binding
Source: RefSeq, a predicted model, not a curated record
UCUGCGCAGUGUGUGGCCUUGUGGCCGUCAUGGACGACGAGGAAGAGACGUACCGCCUGUGGAAGAUCCGGAAGACCAUCAUGCAGCUCUGUCAUGAUCGAGGCUACUUGGUGACCCAGGAUGAGUUGGACCAGACUCUGGAGGAGUUCAAAGCCCAGUUUGGCGACAAACCCAGCGAAGGGCGGCCGCGGCGUACUGAUCUCACUGUGCUGGUGGCCCACAAUGACGACCCCACUGAUCAGAUGUUCGUCUUUUUCCCAGAGGAACCAAAAGUUGGCAUUAAGACGAUCAAGAUGUACUGCCAGCGAAUGCAAGAGGAAAACAUCACCCGGGCCCUUAUUGUGGUGCAACAGGGUAUGACUCCGUCAGCCAAGCAGUCUCUGGUAGACAUGGCACCCAAGUACAUCCUCGAACAAUUCCUUCAACAGGAACUGCUGAUCAACAUCACUGAACAUGAGCUAGUUCCUGAACAUGUUGUCAUGACCAAAGAAGAAGUGACAGAAUUGCUGGCCCGGUAUAAGUUGAGAGAGAACCAGCUCCCGAGGAUACAGGCCGGGGACCCUGUGGCUCGGUACUUUGGAAUCAAGCGUGGCCAGGUAGUGAAGAUCAUUCGGCCCAGUGAGACAGCCGGCCGCUAUAUCACCUACAGGCUGGUGCAGUAGACCGGAGAGGUUUCAUAAGCCUGGCUGAAGCGCCUUGUGCCGUGCAGUGGAGACUGUCUUCCUAACAAUCGUGAUAGAAAUACCUCAUUUUUUAAUCUCUCUCGUCCCCGUCCCCGUCCCCCAGGAAAGCACACUUCGAAGGGAUGUUCCUCAGUGUGUGUACUUGAUGCUGAACCACACAAGCUUCUAGACCUCGGGAUCAAAGCAAAGCACUUGCUAAGAGAAUCCAGAGUCACUGAUGCCACAGCAAACACCUGUUGACUUUCCAGACUGGACCACUUCAGAUUCGUCCCUUACACAGCUGGGCUGUCUGGAAGCAGCUCUUGUGUGCUUCGGAAACUUUGUCUGGUUUAUGACGGGUGGGCAUUUGAAGAACAAGAGCCUUUUCUUCUCUGAGCCAAGAUGGGGAUAAUUUGGGGCGGGGUUCAAACAGUGAUGCUUUCAUACUGUAUGUGAAAAUGUACUGUAUGAAAAUGAUGUUUUCAUACUUGAGAGGGCAGUUGUAAUAAAAUCUCUGAAAAG